Molecule: messenger RNA, 8446 nt
Organism: Gadus morhua (Atlantic cod)
Lineage: Eukaryota; Metazoa; Chordata; Actinopteri; Gadiformes; Gadidae
Product: protein PRRC2A-like
Biological process (GO): regulation of gene expression; heart development
Cellular component (GO): MLL3/4 complex
Molecular function (GO): chromatin DNA binding; histone H3K27me2/H3K27me3 demethylase activity; RNA polymerase II cis-regulatory region sequence-specific DNA binding
Source: RefSeq, a predicted model, not a curated record
AGAGAGGAGACAGGAAGAGGGGGAGCAGGCUACGGAGACGGAGGAGAGGAACGGAGAGAGACGGGCUGGAGAGGAGCAGAAAGGGAGGAGAAGGGGUGAGACGGUGAGAGGCAGGGAGCAGGAUGUCCAUGUGAGGAUCAGAGGACGGAUCCAGGACGUUUUCUAGUUUAUGAAUCACGACAGGAGACCUGCUUGGUCUCCCUCGGGUCUUAUCAAGGAUAUCAGCAAGGUCGUCACCGAACGUCCCAGGUGGGAACUGAAGUCCUUCCACCACUGGCUGGAUGUAUCACCCAGCGGAGCCCUACCCAGGCCGAGCCAGCUGGUACCCCCAGCCCAACGGAGGUCCCGAUAGAGGCCAGUGGGGUCCGAUGAGCGACCGCACAUGGAGCCCCAGCAACAGGUUUCAUGGAGGCCAUAGCCAACCUCAACGCCCACACACACACCACCUCUACACAAGGGGGGAACGGAAAUCAUCCCAGCACUCCCAAGACAAGGUUCCCCCCCGGGGACACAGAUCACCGUUACACUCCUGGGAGCACAAGAACCAGCCCUACGAAGGCCACACCUCCUCCCAGCGUAGCUCCUCCCACGCAUUCCAGAACUGGACUCGAACCCACGGCGGGAACGGGCCUCCCUCAGGUCCUCCGGGGGAACUCUACGCCCCCUGGAGGGAGGAUGACAGCCACCCCAGGUACGGGCCCCUCCCUCCCCACCUGGACCCCGGCAGAGAUGCCCUACUGCAGCGCUGGGCCCAGGGGGACGGCUACCGCGACGCCGCGGGCCGGGCGGUGAGCCAGCGGGUGACGGGGGUCUGGAGACGGCCUGACGUCUACCAGCAGCACAGAGACCAGCUCCACGCCACACCAGCCCCCCGCGACGCCUGCCCCGCCAAGAGGAGGCGCAGCGACGGCCCUGACCAGACGCCGUUCUCUGGCUCCAAGCAUUCGUCGUUACCGCCUCAGGCCCUGUCUCCUCCGACCCGUUACCAUGACAAAUGGUACGGCCCCCGCCAUCGCCCGGACCCCCGAAGCCCCUCCCCUGCUCUGCAACAGGACACCUCUCAACCGCGACACGGAGCUCCGAGCGUCCACGACAGCAAACCAUCAGGCCACGCCCACCGGACCCCCCCCCCCGCGCCGCGCCACGCCCACCACCGGCCCUCCGCCCCGCCCGGAGGCGGCGGCGUCGCCAGGGCGACGCACCACGGCGGCCGGGAGAAGGGGGACCACCACAAACCCUGGUCGUCCUCGCCAGCAGAACACACGCGCGUGCCUUACGGUCAUCACCAACACGCCCCGCCCCCCCGGCACAGCCAGCCCCGCACCCCCCCCCACAGCCCCCCGCCGCGGGGCUGCUGGCCGGAGCCCCGCGGACACAGCCACCGGCCCAGCACAGAAGACGACAUCCAGUCCCCUGGGAGGGGCAAGUCCAGGAACCCUGGCCCCGUGCAGGGCUCUGCCGCGGACCCCCCCACGCCCCCCUCCCCCUCGGGGUCUCCCCCCCCUCGCCCCAGGCCCAGCGGGAGGCGAGAGCCCCUGGCCCCUGCCUCCGCACCCCCCCCGGGCAGGAAGCCGGCCGCGACGGCCCCGAGACACCCCCCGUCAGACAUCCUGCCCCCCGGUCCCCCCGCCCCCGCCCCUGGAGCCAAGGCCUGCCCCUCAGAGAGGUCAGAGGUCGAGGUCAGGAGGACCCCCUCCCAGAAGGCCGUCCGUAAGAAGCCCAGACCCUCGCAGGCCCCGGAGACCAAGACCAAACGCAGCGGACACGAGCGGAAACAAGAGAAGCUGAGCCGGCUGAAGGAGAGGCUGAAGAAGAAGGAGAGGAGGGUGAGAGGAGGGGAAGGUGAAGAAGCUGCGAGGGUCCAAAAGCCUCUCCUCCAGGAGGGAGGACUCCAAACUCCGACACCAGAGGAAGAAGAAGCGAGAGAAAAGCAAGCGGUUGAAGGAGGAGUCGGGGGCGACGGAGACCGCGGAGAACGGAGUGAAGACGGCGCCGCCGCCGCCGCCGCCGCCGCCACAGCCCAGAGCGCCGGGUCACCCAGAGAUCCACCGGAGGAUCCUCUCCCAGAAGGACCGGCCCCCGCAGACACUGGCCGGCCCCUCCAAGUUAAAACACCGAGAGCGCCCUGGGAGAGCAGCGAAGGCCCCCGGGCGCAGAGCAACGGCUGCCGGCCCGGCGGACCCUCCCCCCCCCCCCUCACCUCCCCUCCUACAAACCCUCAGAGGAGGGCCGCCCCUCAACCAGACCCCCCCCCCAGCCGUCCCCCCCGCGCCCAGCCCCUAAGACCCCCCCCAGCCCCGCCCGGCGCCCGCUCCCAGCGACGCCACAACGCAGGCCGGCCGCCGACCCCACCGCCCGCCCCCCUCACCGGCCCCCGGCCUCCCCGCCUGCGCCCCGCUCGGGGGGGGCCCCCGAGGAGGCCCGGGCUGCUGCGGGCCCCCGACCUGCAGCCGGCGGCGGGCCAGGGGCCGGUUCUGGAGCUGGGGCAGAGCCCGGCUGCCAGCCCCCCGGUGCUGAGCUGGCAGGGCUCCCCGGUGUCCUCCCUGGAGGAGGACGAGGAGGAGCUGGAGGCGGGGCCCCUGAUUGGCCCCGUGCUGCAGCCCAGCCCCACCCACAGCGGCACCGUCUCCCACGACGACGCCGUCUCCCACGGCGACAGCCUCCCCCAUGGCGACGCCCUCCCGCACGACGCCGGCGUCUCCCGCGGCAACGCCGAGGAGGCGAGCAAGGACCGUCUCGGGGUGAGGGACGCGGUGGGCCGCGACCACGGCGAUGAGGAUGAAAGGGUUGAGGGUUGUCACGGCGACGCAGAGAUGGCCACUCCCCGGGUGAUCGGAUCCGGAGAGGGAGAGGGAGAGAGAGACGGAGGCGGAGAGGGAGAGGGAGGGGGAGAGGGAGGGGGAGAGGGAGAGGGUGGUGGAGAUAAAGAUGGAGAGAAGGAGGACGGAGAGAGCGUCGGAGAGGACGCAAACAAAGACGGACCAGAACACGGAGAGAAGGAGGAGCAGAGAGGAGGAGGUGAGGAGGGAGGGAAGGAGGACAAAGAAGAGUACGGGGAUGAAGAUGGAGAGAAGGAGGAGACGGAGGAGGACGGCGAUAAAGACGAGGUAGACGAAGAGAAGGACCACAAGACGGAGGCGUCGGACUCGCUGCUGCUCCGCCGGUUCCAGGCCCACCAGGACGGGCUGGACGACGUCUUCAAGAGCCUGGCCACCUUCCUGGGGGGCCAGAGCGUGACCUGCCGCGGGGGCCCCUUCGGACGCGUCCCGGCCUCGUCCCUGGGGCCCGUGAAGAGCUCCUCGUCUCUGACCCUGGGGCCGCAGAUCAGCUGCAUGGACCAGCACGACCCCCCCUCUGACCCAAAGACCUCUGGGAGACACAGCAGCCAAUCACAGGCCCUCGCCGCCUCAGACGAGCCCCCCUCCUACUCCGAUAAACCCCCCUCAGAGGUUCUGGAGAGCGGCGGGAAGCCGCCGGCGGGGGGGCGGGUCGAGCUGCGGCUCACCACCACGCACACUUCCUGCCUGGCCGACGACCUACUUCCUGUCCCUGCCAAGGCGGACGCAGGAAGCCGAGACGGAACCGCCCCCAGCCGGACAGACAGGAAGAGGAAGCAGGCGGCGGGGGCCGGCGGGGGGGGGAAGGCCAGGAGGAGUGAUGUCAUCAGCAAACAGGAAGCUGCUCAGGCUGCCCAGGAGGCGGACGCCGGGCCCGGGGACCCCCCCUCUGACCAACGCUCUCAGGAACCCCCCCUCGGCGCCCCCCAGGGACCCGGGGAACCCCCCCCGCAGGAGACCCCAGCGGUGGAGUUCAACCAGCAGGGUGCCGGCCCCGCCCCCAGCACCCCCUCUGGCCCCGCCCCCCCCCUCACCACCCCCCGUCCCACGCCGGGCUCGGCGGACGCCUACAAGAGGAAGGCGCUCUCCAUGGGGCUGUCCAGGGAGCUGAAGAUCCACCUGAUCAAGGUGGAGUGGCGGGGGGCGGACUCCUUCGUCACCUCGGAGCUGAAGGAGCGCCGCAUCCCGCUGUCCAAGGUCAACAUCGGCAACAGCUCCAGUGAGGUGGUCCGCGCCUGCAGGGCUGCGAGGGUCAACGGCAAAUUCAAGGAGUCCCACCUGCUGCCAGCCUUCUCCGUCAAACCCCUGAUCGCCACGGAAACGCCCAUCCCCCGGGACAAGCUCAACCCCCCCACACCCAGCAUCUAUCUGGAGAGCAGGAGGGAUUCAUUCUCUCCGGUUUUGCUGCAGUUCUGCACCAACCCCAAGAACGCCGUGACCGUCAUCAGAGGUCUGGCCGGCUCCCUCCGCCUCAACCUGGGUCUGUUCUCCACCAAGUCCCUGGUGGAGGCCAACGCGGACCACGCGGUGGAGGUGCGGACUCAGGUUCAGCAGCCGGCCGACGAGAACUGGGACGCCAGCGGGUCGGCCCAGACCUGGCCCUGUGGCAGCAGCCGCUCGCACACCACCAUCGCCAAGUACGCCCAGUACCAGGCCUCCAGCUUCCAGGACAGCCUGCAGGAGGAGAAGGACAGCGAGGACGAGGAGGGGGGGGCGCCGCCCGAGGAGGCCGCCGACACCCCCCCCGCCAGCCCCCCCGCCAGCACUAAGGGGGCGUCUCCCCCCUGCGGAGCGACCGCCGACACCAGCCCCCCCACUCUGAGCCACAGCCCCCCCGGCCCGGAUCAGAAGCCGGUGGGGAAGAUCAUCAAGUUCGGGACCAACAUCGACCUCUCCGACCCCAAGAGGUGGAAGCAGCAGCUCCAGGAGCUGAUGAAGCUGCCGUCCUUCAUGCGCGUGUCCUCCUCCAACAACAUGCUGAGCCAUGUGGGCCAGACCAUCCUAGGCAUGAACACCGUCCAGCUCUACAUGAAGGUCCCAGGCAGCAGGACGCCAGGUCACCAGGAGAACAACAACUUCUGCUCGGUCAACAUCAACAUCGGGCCGGGGGACUGCGAGUGGUUCGCCGUCCACGAGAACUACUGGGGCGCCAUCAACGCCUUCUGUGAGAAGCACGCGGUGGACUACCUGACGGGGUCCUGGUGGCCGGUGCUGGAGGACCUGUACAGCUCCAACAUCCCCGUGUACCGCUUCAUCCAGCGGCCGGGCGACCUGGUGUGGAUCAACGCCGGCACCGUGCACUGGGUUCAGGCCGUGGGCUGGUGCAACAACAUCGCCUGGAACGUGGGGCCUCUGAACGCCUACCAGUAUCAGCUGGCUCUGGAGCGGACUGAGUGGAACGAGGUGAAGAAGGUGAAGUCCAUCGUCCCGAUGAUCCACGUGUCCUGGAACGUGGCGCGCACCGUCAAGAUCUCCGACCACGACACCUACAAGAUGAUCAAACACUGCCUGCUGCAGUCCAUCAAACACAUCCAGGUGCUGAGGGACCAGCUGCUGGAGGCCGGCAAGAAGAUCUCCUACCAGCCCCGCGUCAAGGACGAGCCCGCCUACUACUGCAACGAGUGUGACGUGGAGGUGUUCGACCUGCUGCUGGUCACCAGUGAGAACAGCAGCCGGAAGAGCUAUGUGGUUCACUGUGAGGACUGCGCCCGCUCCAAGAGCCCCGCGCUGGGGGGGGUGGUGGUGCUAGAGCAGUACCGCCUGGAGGAGCUGAUGAAGACCUACGACACCUUCACCCUGGCUCCGACCCCCAUCUCCAACCAAUCAUGUCUCUGACUCAAUAUCGUUUACAUCACACAACAAGGUAUGGACACGCCUCCAGCCACGUCUCUAGCUCACUGUCUUCCCCAUACCAGCUGCUGAUUGGACGUGUGUUUUUACAUAGAAUGACUAGACUGGUUAAAACUCAAGCAUAUCAAACGCAGACCAAUAAACAGGGAGGGCCCGCCCCCAGCUCCGGGAGGCCCCGCCCCCAGCACCGGGAGGCCCCGCCCCCAGCACUGAGAGGGCCCGCCCCCAGCACCGGGCGGCCCCGCCCCCAGCACCGGGAGGCCCCGCCCCCAGCACUGAGAGGGCCCGCCCCCAGCACUGGACAUCAGGUCUCCCACGUUCAACGGACUCCGCUGUGAUUCAGAAGCGUCAAGUAGCCGAUUUUCUAUGUUCAUUCAGGUACUUUUAUGCAAAUCCUGGUGUUUUUUUUAUACACACACACCGAUCUAGUUAUUCUAUUUGUCCACGAGCGUGCUGUGACACUCUGGUACCAGCAGGGGGAGAAGUUUUUCACACUGGCAUCGAACCAACCGGUUUUAGUUUUUGGUAUUCAGGUAAACUCCUACAUUUCUAUUUCCUCGUUCUGUGUACAAUCCGAGGUGCUAUUCCGAUCUCGUAUACUCUGAUCGGUAUUACGAAGUAUUUAAACGUUCCACCAGCCUAGAGUUGCACCACAUUAGCCUUUUGAACUGUAUUCUAAAACGGAGACGAUUCAACGGCGCGAGAAGAUAAUGUGAUUCUAAAAGGAAAUCGGUUCUCUGAAAUACGGGUUUAGCAGAGGACUAAUCUGGUUUCUUUCUGGGCUGGCAGCCCGCUGUCGGACUGCUGACGGUGCAUCCAGAUGUCUUUGUUUUCCAUUCGAGUCCUGCUCACUUGUGGACGGUGCUGACGAUACAACGUUCAAGGUUUACUCUACGUUUUGUGUUUUUAAACGGGAACACUGUCCCAUGUUUUCCUUUGUACCUCUUUGGUUCCGACGUCCCACCCUGUUGGAGGGGGGGACUGUAAAUGGUGACUGUAUAGUGUAAAUAACGUUGAGUGGAGGCUAUGGUGUGGAACCCCCCUGCCGCCCCUGGACUGGGGUUCAACUCUCAGAUUGCCAAAGGGACACGCAGUCAUUAAAGGCAGCAUUCAGGAGCAAGGGGUCGUGAAUCAAACGUCUGGCCUGAAUACCUACAAUCAAGUGAAGAGCAGUCCUUUGGCUGUUUGGACUUUGUAGGGAGAGCCCUGCUACUUAGCUAGCUUAGCCUCCCAGAUAAGGGCUAGCCCUGGUGAGAUGGGGUCAGACUUUACGAGCCCUUUGACAGACUGCUACAUUCCCUGAUACAUCCCUCUACGAUUCCUUUGAUUUUAAACUGCAAAUAUAGUUUUUGUGUAGAUAGCUAAACAAAUCAGGCAAAAGCAACAGACACAUGCCUGCAUGUUCUGUUUUUUUUUAUUAACAUAUCAAUAAAAUAAUGUUUGCUAGCACAUGAGCUAAUGAUAGGAGCUGGUCCCAAGGUGCUUGGAAACAUUUUUGUCAAACAAUCAAAAUAGAAAACUUUUCACAAUUUUGCCGCUAAUCAAUGUAUAUAUUUGUUUUCGUUUAUUUGACGUUCUUGUUUGGCUUUGAAUACAGAAUCUGCUUUAUAAAUGGUUAAAUCUUUGAUCUGUGUGAAGAAUCUGUGCUGCCGUCACUGUAACACAACAUAUGUCUGUAGCGUUUCUCAUUCUGCUUACAAACGUAUUUAAAUCGAGUUCCUUCGCCGUUUUAUACCUCUUUACGUUCCCAGUCCGAUCUUUUCGGACGACAAAGAAAAUGAAAGAAAGAAUUGUAGAUUGUGACUUUAUUUAUCCUGUAUAUGGUUGUUUUCUUAAAUAUAUUUAUUGCGAUGGUACUUCAUUGACUUUGGGGCUACACAGUGAUAAACAAGACACCCGUGAUGCACUGUGGGUAGUGGGGGGAAGGGGAGGGGGUGCUGGAUGCUGUUCUUGGUGCUAGACUGCAGCGUGAUCCACCGAGGAGACGGUGCUAAGUGGACCGCUACGCUCCACCGGUGGCCAAAGGGUUCUUCGUAGGUUGAAUCCGGGAAAAUGAAUAUGGUGACUAUAUAUGACAUUGGUUUAAAUCCCUGAUCCAAUCCAGAAAGGCUUGAAUCCUUCACUUGACCGCAGGGAAGGUAUCUUAAAUUGUAAUGUAUAUUAAACUAACGUUAGUCAAAUGCAUUUCUCGGUUAGGGUUAGGGUUAGUGUUAGUGUUAGGAGUCAGUGUACGAGUUUGACUGACAGGCUGCCAGUCCAAUCCUAGCGUUUGAGACGGGACAUUUUUUCCGGAUUCCGCCUACGAAAAACAGUCGCCUAGCGGUGGACGCUCUGAACACUGUUACAGAUGACCCCGGUGGACGUUAUUGAACUUGUUAUUAACGUUGUUAUAGUUACCAUCACUCCAGGAUCGCAGAUCGUUGGCGGCCUUUUACUUGGUGUUUCCGUCGCGGUCGUACGAUCUCUCACGGUGAGCCGUCUUUGUUUUACGGUGAACUGGAACCACGGUUGUCAACAGACUCUGGGAACAGACUGCACUGAGACUCUAACGUUGUGUUGUUAUCGAUCUAUCUGGUCCACGUGUUGAUCAGCGGUGUGUUCCCCUCUCGACCUGUUUGUAUUUAUUUUGCACUGAUCUGAAGGUUAACUCGUCAACAACAACAACACCACCGGGCCGGACCUGUCUUAAGACCUCUGUGAUUUUCUGUGACAUACUGUUGUUGUUUAAAAGAAAUAAACCUGUUUUGAUAAAUUCUUUA